AAUGUCAGAGGUGACAUUUCGUUGUGGGUGUUGUUUUUUUCAGUGCUUCGUUGUUUAGACAAAUUCUGAUAAUAUUAGUGAAUCAGCGUCGACAAUUUCGUUUUAAGCUAUAAUAAAGUCAAUUAAAUAUAAAACUCUGAAUUCGUAAAUAGAGAACACCAAAGUAAUAAUUAUGGCUGCCACAUUGAAGCCUUAUUUGACUGCUGUGCGUCACUCAUUAACUGCUGCUAUGUGCUUACAAGAUUUCCCUUCGCAAGUUGUCGAGCGACAUAAUAAGCCCGAGGUGGAAGUGUGUUCCAGCAAGGAAUUAGUCCUAACCCCAGUGGUUAUUUCACGCAACGAACGGGAACGUGUUCUAAUUGAGCCUUCAAUUAAUUCAGUACGUGUGAGCAUUGCCGUAAAGCAGGCGGAUGAAAUCGAGAAAAUCCUGUGCCACAAAUUUACACGUUUUAUGAUGCGACGAGCUGAAUCAUUCAUCAUUUUACGUAGGAAACCAAUUGAUGGCUAUGAUAUUAGUUUUCUCAUCACCAAUUUUCAUACCGAACAAAUGUAUAAGCACAAAUUAGUUGAUUUCGUUAUCAGCUUUAUGGAAGAAAUUGAUAAGGAAAUAAGCGAAAUGAAAUUGGCUGUAAAUGCGCGUGCACGUACCUGUGCAGAGGAAUUUCUAAAGCGUUUCUAGGAAAACAUUAUUUUAUUAAAUUAAGGAAUCAUAUUUGAAAAUCACUUUGUAUUCCAGUAAACAGUAUGUAUUGUAUGAAAAACUCAACUGAGGUGCAUGCAAAAAAA
Messenger RNA from Ceratitis capitata (Mediterranean fruit fly), 786 nucleotides. RefSeq names its product actin-related protein 2/3 complex subunit 4 (gene Arpc4). The transcript has a single exon. Gene Ontology annotation, biological process: Arp2/3 complex-mediated actin nucleation; actin filament polymerization. Lineage: Eukaryota; Metazoa; Arthropoda; Insecta; Diptera; Tephritidae. Bases 173 to 679 code for a protein of 168 amino acids. The record is from RefSeq and is a predicted model, not a curated record. Gene Ontology annotation, cellular component: Arp2/3 protein complex; actin cytoskeleton. Gene Ontology annotation, molecular function: actin filament binding.